Molecule: messenger RNA, 3061 nt
Organism: Physeter macrocephalus (sperm whale)
Lineage: Eukaryota; Metazoa; Chordata; Mammalia; Artiodactyla; Physeteridae
Gene: PPP4R2
Product: protein phosphatase 4 regulatory subunit 2
Exons: 10
Coding region: 499-1617 (372 amino acids)
Cellular component (GO): nucleus; protein phosphatase 4 complex; cytoplasm
Molecular function (GO): protein phosphatase regulator activity
Source: RefSeq, a predicted model, not a curated record
AGCGGCUCGGGGAGGUGCUCGCUCUGUUGGUCUCGCUCUCAGGCUCGCUUCCCCCGGCUCCCUUCGGUGCCCCCCCCGGUCGCCUGCGUGCCGGAGUGUGUGCGAGGGAGGGGGAGGGCCUCGGGGGGGUGGGGGGAGGCCUUCCAGUCUCCGGGAGACCCGCGGAAGGAGGCGGAGGCUGCGAGGGACUCCGGGAAGCCAUGGACGUCGAGAGGCUGCAGGAGGCGCUGAAAGGUGGUCGCCUUCCCGGCUCUGAAUUGCUCGCCUUCCAAGCAACAGGCUUGAGAACAGUGGUUCUCAAACUUAGGAGAGCAUGAUUUCAGCGUUCUGAGAAUUAGGCUUUGAUACCCAGGAUCAUUGGAGGACGGCUACGAGAGGGAGCUGGUGUUUUCUUAAAACGCAGAUUUAUGAACUUCACAUUUUGAGAAGAGGGGGAAAAAGGAAGUUUGUCCGGUCCUGGAUCAGUUUCUUUGUCAUGUAGCCAAGACUGGAGAAACAAUGAUUCAGUGGUCCCAGUUUAAAGGCUAUUUUAUUUUCAAACUGGAGAAAGUGAUGGAUGAUUUCAGAACUUCAGCUCCUGAACCAAGAGGUCCUCCCAACCCUAAUGUCGAAUAUAUUCCCUUUGAUGAAAUGAAGGAAAGGAUACUGAAAAUUGUCACUGGAUUUAAUGGUAUACCUUUUACUAUUCAGCGACUAUGUGAAUUGCUCACAGAUCCAAGGAGAAACUACACAGGAACAGACAAAUUUCUCAGAGGAGUAGAAAAGAAUGUGAUGGUUGUUAGCUGUGUUUAUCCUUCUUCAGAGAAGAACAAUUCCAAUAGUUUAAAUCGAAUGAAUGGUGUUAUGUUUCCUGGAAAUUCACCAAGUUACACUGAAAGGUCUAAUAUAAAUGGACCUGGAACACCCAGGCCACUUAAUCGACCAAAGGUUUCUUUGUCAGUCCCCAUGACAACAAAUGGCUUACCUGAGAGCACAGACAGCAAAGAGUCAAACUUAAAGCAAAACGAGGACAAAAAUCACAGUGACUCUUCGACAUCUGAAUCAGAAGGUUCCUCGGUGAGCCCUAUAAAAAAUAAACAUCCAGAUGAAGAUACUGUGGAAGCUGAGGGGCAUGAGGUAAAAAGACUCAGGUUUGACAAAGAAAGUGACGUCAGAGAGAUGGCCAGUCAAACAUCUUCCAGUGAAAUUUCUUCAGUUAUGGUAGAAGAAACAGAAGCUCCAUCUUCAUCUCAGAAUAAAGACAAAGAAAGUAGUUGUACCAGGCAGCACUGUACAGAAGAGGAUGAAGAAGAGGAUGAAGAGGAAGAAGAAGAGUCUUUUAUGACAUCAAGAGAAAUGAUCCCAGAAAGAAAAAAUCAAGAAAAAGAAUCUGAUGAUGCCUUAACUGUGAAUGAAGAGACUUCUGAGGAAAAUAAUCAAAUGGAGGAAUCUGAUGUGACUCAAGUUGAGAGAGGUUUACAUUCUGAAGGUAGUGAAAAUACAGGCCCUGUAAGUAGUUCCAAUUGCCACGAAACGGAAGAAUUAAUAGGAUCCAAUUCCAGUAAAACUGGAGAGAUUCUCUCAGAAUCAUCCAUGGAAGCCACAGAAGUCACAGAUGAACCAAUGGAACAAGACUAACUAUUUAGAAAUAUUUAGAUGCAGUAUUUUACAUACAGUUCUGGUUUUACACUGUAUAAAACUUUUAUGUAAUAAAGUGGACCUUUAGUUUUACAAGAGAAGCAGGUUGUAAAAUAAAGUACUUUAUGGGAUAAAUCCUGAAAGAGUUGUACAUGUAAGAACUGUGAAUAUCAGCUCCUCUGGGUCCUGCUUACCGCUGACUUUUUUUGGUCUGGUCAAAUCAGUGGUUUGUGUAUAGAUUUUUUUUUUUUUUUUUUUUUUUUAAUUUAGAGUUAAAAAUUUUAAACUGGAAGAUAAUUAUAAUUUUGAAAACUUUUGGAGAUUAUCACAUUUAGUUUAUACGUAUGCAAGAAAGCUUUUUGUCUUGUCUCUUUCUGACAGCUCUAGCAGUUUUCAUAUUUUGGUCAUAGUUUCAACAUUUUAACAUGUGAAUUAUAGGGUUUCAUGUUGGUUUCCAGAUUUUAUUGUUUGACUAUGUACUAUGGAACUUUAAGUCAUAUAUACAUAUAUAUAUAUUAUUCUAAGGGGGGAAAUGUUAUAUUUUUCUUUUUCUAUAAGAGAUGAAUACAGUGGAUACUUUUUCUAUUGGUAAUGAUUGAGUUCACCUCUUUCAGAAGACAGUUUCUUUCUCUUCUGAGUAAUUCACAUAAAAUCUGGCCCUUGUGAAACCCUGGAAAUCUUAAGUCUGUUGAAAUACCAGGUUAAACACAUUCCAAGAGAUCUGUUCAAACUAAAAUUCUUUUGUAUACUUCUGAGGUGCCUGAGAAAAAGACUUCAUUAUUUAUGAGAAAAUGUGCUUUAUCUUGGAAAUUGUGUUCAAACAUUAGCUUACUGUUUUGUAGAAUGAAUGCUUAUAAAGCUGACAUGAGACCAUCUCAGAAGAACCAGGCAGGUUCCUUUACCUUUUGCUUGCUUUUCUGAACAGUGUGAAUACUACACAUUUCUUUCUAAAUUAUUCUAGAGUAUACAGAUGUCAAUGGUAUGAAACACCACUGUACUGGAAGAAUUAAUAUAUUACUUUAGUAAUGUACCGGAGCUAAAUGACUGAAGCUUUAGGGGUACAUAAAAACCACCGUAAUUUGUAUGACAUUUUGAAGUGAAUUAAAUAUUUUUGAACAUGCUUCUUCGACAGCCAGUGUUAUAUUUUUCAGAUCAACACAAAGCACAAUGGUUACUCUAAACUCAAUAUUUUCAAAUUCACAUAAUUUAAAGUCAUGCAAGCUGCAAUUUCCCUGUCUAAAUUACUGGCUGCCAAAUUUAUACCUGUUUCUUCAGCUGUACCUUUUGAUAUUUAGAAUUUUUAAAUUUCUGUAAAGUAGAUUUUGUAGAAUGUUAAUGUGUUCACUGCCUUUGUGAAGCGGUAUAUAAUUGUAUAAUUUCUGUGUGUAAACUGAAUGCUUGGGCUUUCAAUACAGUAUUCAUAUAAAGCAAUAAAUAUUAAUGU